AUGUCGGUCAAAACAAGACUGAGCACAUCUCCUCUUGUUUCGGCUACUCUCCUCCGUCAAUCCGAUGGCGAAUCAACAGGUCCAAACGUCGCAGAGCCAGACCUGCUCUCUUCCUCUGUUAUCCGCAUCCGUUGCGCUGACUUUGCUAUCCUCAGCUCUGUUGCAAGAGCGUUUGAGGACCUCCUUUCUCGACCACCAAUCAGCAGUGUCAUCGUACGCCAAUCGGUUGAGUCCGAUGGUUUCUUCAAGCCCAUGGCCUGUCCCUUGGGAUUUGAGCUGACUUUCCUUUCCGCAACCUAUCCUGCGGCAUUUUCACGCUAA
Molecule: messenger RNA, 321 nt
Organism: Protopolystoma xenopodis
Lineage: Eukaryota; Metazoa; Platyhelminthes; Monogenea; Polystomatidea; Polystomatidae
Source: the annotation of a GenBank genome assembly